Messenger RNA from Ostertagia ostertagi, 759 nucleotides. Lineage: Eukaryota; Metazoa; Nematoda; Chromadorea; Rhabditida; Trichostrongylidae. The record is from the annotation of a GenBank genome assembly.
AUGGUGAAAGUGGAAACUGUACAGACGAAACCAUUUCAAGGGCAGAAGCCGGGAACAAGUGGACUCAGAAAGAGGGUUCCCGAGUUUCAACAAGAACACUAUACUGAGAACUUUAUACAAGCUGUUCUGGAUGGAGGUCUAGGUUUCAAGAAGAAAGGGCGCCACCCUUGUCGUUGGCGGCGAUGGAAGAUUCUUGUGCAAAGAAGCUGUAAACGUCAUAAUCAAAAUUGCAGCUGCAAACGGGGGAUCAUUGGGCAGAACGGUUUUCUGUCAACUCCUGCGGUUUCUAAUCUAAUCCGAAAGGGAUUCGAAGGGAAGAAGAUUGAUGGAGGCAUCAUUCUCACUGCUAGUCACAACCCCGGAGGUCCUAAAGCUGAUUUUGGUAUAAAGUUCAACUGCGAGAAUGGUGGACCAGCUCCUGACGCUGUGACCAAUGCUAUAUAUACUAUUACAACACAAAUAUCCACUUAUUCUAUCUGCCCAGAUCUGCAAUGUGAUUUCUCCCAAAUUGGAACAAGUGAAUUUGACGUGGAAAAUGUUGGACACUUCGUUGUAGACGUCAUUGACUCCGUAAAGGAUUAUAUUAAAUCGCUCAUUUCUGGUGAACUCACUGGAAAGCGAUUCGAGGUACUUAUUGAUUCUAUGCAUGGAGCAACUGGCCCAUACGUAUCAACAAUUUUGUGCGAUCACCUUGGAGUUCAACCUCGCGGUUUGCUUCGGACUAAUCCAAAACCCGGACUUUGGCGGUGGCCACCCUGA